GCCUUUUGCUUUUUUAUUCCCCUCGUCUCUACUUUCCUUCUCAUUGGAGUGAAUUUAGCUUCCAUCCUUUCCCCUUCUCCUUUUUCCUGCUCUGUUUUUCAGUUAUCUUCUCCCUUGAUCUCGCAUUCUCUCUCGAUUCUGUAAAGUACAAUUCCUUUUCCUUCUCUUUUCCCGGGAAAAAAAUCGCAUCUUUUCCCGGAAAGUUCUCACCUGGACAUUACCUUGUUGUUAUUGUGUGAAAGCUUCCUACUUUCUUCUUCUCCUGCUUACGUCAAGUUGUCACCUUUACGUGAUUUCAAUCUCUGGGUUUCUUCAGACGACAUUACCUUGUCCGAAAAGCAUCGAACUUUGAUGGGUCUCUGUCACGGAAAACCUAACGAACACCAAUCGAAACAGAGCCUCUCAAUCACCACCAACGAGGAGGAGGAGGAGGAGGAGGCACCCAAGACUCCUCUCAAUCUGUUUAGCCCAUUCCCUAGCCUCUUCAAAACCUCAUCACCUGCCGUAUCCUCCUCUAGCGUGAGCUCCACGCCACUUCGCAUCUUCAAGCGACCUUUCCCACCUCCUUCACCCGCUAAGCACAUACGCGCCUUCCUCGCGCGUCGUCACGGCUCCUCCACUAAGCCUGACCAAGCUUCGAUCCCUGAAGGGAGUGAGUGUGAGGUUGGCCUUGAUAAGGCUUUCGGAUUCUCCAAGCAGUUUGGUUCGUACUAUGAGAUUGAUGGUGAGGUGGGUCGUGGUCAUUUUGGGUUUACUUGCUCUGCUAAGGGGAAGAAAGGUAGCUUGAAAGGUCAUCAUGUGGCUGUCAAAGUUAUUCCCAAAUCAAAGAUGACUACGGCAAUUGCAAUUGAGGAUGUUAGAAGAGAAGUUAAGAUAUUGAAGGCGUUGACUGGUCACAAGAACCUAGUCCAGUUCUAUGAUGCCUUUGAAGAUGAUGAGAAUGUUUACAUUGUCAUGGAGUUAUUGAAAGGAGGUGAACUACUGGACAAAAUACUUCAAAGGGGAGGCAAAUACUCAGAAGAGGAUGCUAAGAAAGUAAUGGUUCAGAUUCUUAGUGUAGUAGCAUACUGUCAUCUUCAAGGUGUGGUUCACCGUGACCUCAAACCUGAGAAUUUUCUCUUCCGUACAAAGGACGAGACUUCUCCUCUGAAAGCCAUUGAUUUUGGUCUCUCCGACUAUGUCAGACCUGAUGAGAGGUUGAAUGACAUUGUAGGAAGUGCUUACUACGUGGCCCCUGAAGUGUUACACCGUACAUAUGGAACUGAAGCAGAUAUGUGGAGCAUUGGAGUGAUUGCUUAUAUACUUCUCUGUGGUAGCAGACCCUUUUGGGCCCGUUCUGAAUCUGGAAUCUUCAGAGCUGUUCUUAAAACAGAACCCAAUUUUGAAGAAGCUCCUUGGCCAUCUCUUUCACCUGAUGCUGUAGAUUUCGUGAAACUUUUGCUGAACAAAGACUACCGUAAGAGACUAACUGCUGCACAAGCUUUGUGUCAUCCGUGGCUGGCGGGUUCACAUGAAUUAAAGAUACCAUCUGAUAUGAUCAUUUACAAGCUCGUCAAAGUAUACAUUAUGUCUUCUUCUUUGAGGAAAACAGCUAUAUCGGCGCUUGCCAAAACAUUAACUGUACCGCAGCUGACUUAUCUGCGUGAGCAAUUUAAUCUGUUGGGACCAAGCAAAAACGGAUAUAUCUCAAUGCAGAACUACAAAACUGCGAUCAUGAAGAGUUCGACAGAGGCUACGAAGGAUUCAAGAAUCUUGGAUUUUGUAGACAUGAUUAGUUGUCUUCAGUACAAGAAACUAGACUUUGAAGAGUUUUGCGCUUCGGCUUUAAGUGUUCAUCAGCUAGAAGCAAUGGGAACUUGGGAGAAACACGCACGCCGUGCUUAUGAGCUGUUUGAGAAGGAUGGAAACAGAGUCAUCAUGAUCGAGGAACUUGCAUCGGAGCUCGGUCUUGGUCCAUCAGUCCCAGUUCAUGUUGUUCUUCAGGAUUGGAUAAGACAUUCUGAUGGCAAGCUAAGUUUCUUGGGUUUUGUCAAACUCUUACACGGUGUGUCCUCUCGGACAUUGCAGAAAGCGUAACCUUGACUCACACAUCUACUUCUCCUUAGCCUGCCUCUAGGAGAUGAACCUUACACCAAGUCUAAAAAUUAUGACCUUAAAGGUAACUCGAGAGGAACUCAACCGCUGCAGAGCUACCACAUUUGUCAGAUGAAGUUGCAGUCUAGGAAUUGAUAUGGGUUCUUUUUGCUCUUUUCAUGAUAGUCUUUUUUUUUCUCUUUGUUUUGGUUAAAGAUAAGAGUCUUUAUGGUUCAAGAAUGGUGUUAUAAUGAUAUUAAAGGGGUUGUACAGAAGAAGAAACAUACCCACUUCCCCAUUAAAGUGGUCUCUUUCUUCUUACCUCAGUUCUUAGUUCUUACCUUAACAAAAGUAGCAAUUUAUAUUUGAUGCUCAUCAAUGAGCAAGAUACCUUGGUUU
Molecule: messenger RNA, 2472 nt
Organism: Brassica oleracea var. oleracea
Lineage: Eukaryota; Viridiplantae; Streptophyta; Magnoliopsida; Brassicales; Brassicaceae
Product: CDPK-related kinase 7-like
Exons: 11
Coding region: 352-2076 (574 amino acids)
Biological process (GO): peptidyl-serine phosphorylation; intracellular signal transduction; protein autophosphorylation
Cellular component (GO): nucleus; cytoplasm
Molecular function (GO): ATP binding; calmodulin binding; calcium/calmodulin-dependent protein kinase activity
Source: RefSeq, a predicted model, not a curated record